CCGCAGAUGAUUUAUGAGUUACAGACGCGCUGUGACCUUUCCUCUCCCAACUGCAAACAGAUUAAACAGAGCUGAUUAGCAGAGCCUAAAAACACUGGGUUAUUUUCUGUUAUAAGGUCUUUAGCAAAUGCUCCCUUAGUCCUUCCACUUUAUUCACUUGCAAAUCGCCCUGCCCAAAAGGGGUCUGCACAGCCCAUCCUCAAACCUGGAGCCCUGCAGCGCCAUCAGCUGCGAUAUCUUCUUAUAUGAGGGACGUUUCUUAUUAAUCAGGAACGCGGAAUGGAAGCCAAUCAGAGAGUUCCUUUGCUUUCAGAUUCCUGCCUGUCUGAGUUAAAAGUGGUGCUGAAAGAGAGGCUCAGCGAGAUGCAUGAAGACUCGGCUGGGGAGACACUGUAAAAGGGGGAAAGGAAGGGAUGAGACAGAAGCAACAACAGAAUCAACCCUGCUGAGCAAGGCUAACUGCUUUCCAUUGCUAAACAAGAUUUCAACAUUCUCUUUGUGUGUGCUUACACGCAUUGGUGCUUACACAAGUACGUGUUUACUAAGUGUCUUCCCUGUAAUCAGACUACACAUUGAAACUUUCAUCCUUCUGAAGGUGAAGAUAAUGAGGACUUACAGUUGUCUUCAACUGGUCAUCUGGACUUGCAUUUUCCAUAUGGUUGACAACAGCACAUUACAAGGAAAGGAUAGCAGUCACUUCCUGAGAAGGAUAGUGAAUCUGAAAAAGGAUGAGGGUAAAAUGCUCCAUCGUGCCAAGCGUGGCUGGAUGUGGAAUCAGUUCUUCCUCUUAGAAGAGUAUACAGGUACAGACACUCAGUAUGUAGGAAAGCUUCACACUGACCAAGAUAAAGGAGAUGGAAAUUUAAAAUACAUUUUGACAGGAGAUGGAGCUGGCAAUCUGUUUGUUAUAGAUGAAAAUACAGGAGAUAUUCACGCUGCAAAGAGACUAGACAGAGAAGAAAAAUCUCUGUACAUUCUUCGUGCCAAGGCUAUAGACAGAAAGACCGGACGACAAGUGGAGCCAGAAUCUGAGUUUAUCAUUAAAAUCCAUGAUAUUAAUGACAAUGAACCAAAAUUCACGAAAGACCUGUACACAGCCAGUGUUCCUGAAAUGUCUGGAGUUGGUACGUCUGUUAUACAAGUAACUGCCACCGAUGCAGAUGAUGCUAACUAUGGGAACAGUGCUAAAGUGGUCUACAGCAUUCUGCAAGGGCAGCCAUACUUUUCAGUGGACCCGGAAUCAGGCAUAAUAAAGACUGCAUUGCCAGACAUGAGCAGAGAAAACAAAGAGCAGUACCAAGUUGUUAUUCAGGCUAAGGACAUGGGUGGCCAGAUGGGAGGCCUCUCUGGCACCACCACAGUGAACAUCACCCUAACAGAUGUCAACAACAACCCUCCUCGGUUCCCACAGAGCACUUAUCAGUUUAAUUCUCUGGAGUCGGCACCUCUUGGAACUCAUCUUGGAAGGAUAAAAGCCAAUGACCCAGACAUGGGGGAGAACGCCGAGCUGGAAUAUAGCAUUGCAGAAGGAGAAGGAUCAGACAUGUUUGAUGUGAUCACUGACAAAGAUACACAGGAAGGGAUCAUAACUGUCAAACAGAAUUUAGAUUUUGAAAAGAAAAUGUUGUACACUUUAAGAGUGGAUGCAAGUAAUACCCACCCUGAUCCUCGAUUCUUACACCUUGGACCUUUCAAAGACUCAGCCAUGGUUAAGAUAUCUGUGGAAGAUGUAGAUGAGCCCCCUGUGUUCAGUAAGCUCUCUUACUUGAUGGAAGUUGAUGAAGAUGUGAAGGAGGGGAGCAUCAUCGGACAAGUCACAGCAUAUGACCCAGAUGCCAUGAACAACAUAAUAAAAUACUCUGUGGACCGCCAUACUGAUAUGGACCGAGUUUUCAGUAUUCACUCAGAAAAUGGUUCUAUCUUCACUCUGAAACCCCUGGAUCGGGAAUCAUCCCCUUGGCAUAACAUCACCAUUACAGCCACAGAGAUAAAUAACCCAAAACAAAGUAGCCAAAUUCCUGUCUUCAUCAGAAUCCUUGAUAUAAAUGAUCAUGCUCCAGAAUUUGCCACUUACUAUGAAACAUUUGUUUGUGAAAAUGCAAAGUCUGGCCAGUUGAUUCAAACUAUAAGUGUCAUGGACAAAGAUGAUCCUCCUCGAGGACACAAGUUCUUCUUUGAGCCAGUGCCAGAAUUUCCUCUAAACCCAAACUUCACAAUUGUAGACAAUAAAGAUAAUACAGCAGGAAUUGUAACUCGAAAAGAUGGGUACAGCCGCAACAAAAUGAACACCUACCUACUGCCGGUUUUAAUCUUCGACAAUGAUUAUCCUAUUCAAAGCAGCACUGGCACACUCACGAUCCGUGUGUGCGCAUGCGAUAACCUGGGGAACAUGCAGUCCUGCAAUGCGGAGGCCCUGAUGCUUGCUGCAGGCCUGAGCACAGGGGCGCUCAUCGCUAUUCUCCUUUGUGUCGUCAUCCUGCUUACUCUAAUUGUACUGUUUGCUGCAUUGAAGAGGCAACGGAAAAAGGAGCCUCUGAUCAUUUCAAAGGAUGACGUCCGGGACAAUAUUGUGACCUAUAAUGACGAAGGUGGUGGAGAGGAAGACACACAGGCUUUUGACAUCGGCACAUUAAGGAAUCCGGAAGCAAGAGAAGACAGUAAACUUAGAAGAGAUGUCAUGCCUGAAACUAUUUUUCAGAUAAGGAGGACAGUACCCCUCUGGGAAAAUAUUGACGUACAAGAUUUUAUACACCGGAGACUGAAAGAAAACGACUCAGACCCAAGUGCACCGCCCUACGACUCCCUGGCCACUUAUGCCUAUGAAGGGAAUGAUUCUGUUGCCAAUUCUCUCAGCUCCUUAGAAUCUCUCACAGCUGAUUGCAACCAGGAUUAUGAUUACCUUAGCGACUGGGGACCUCGGUUCAAAAAACUCGCAGAAAUGUAUGGGGGUAACGACAGUGAUCUGAACUGAAUCCUAUAUGACUUCAUCAACAUUAGUAGAAACAGUAUCUUCAAUACCAGAUUGAGUGGCCUGUGUUGUCCCUUUUUGGAGGAAAAUUUUAAAAUAACAACUCCAAACAAUACAUAAGUGUUGUCCUAGUAAGGGUUUGCUUAAUCAGUAAGUUUCUGUGAAUGAGUAUGAAUGAUAUAGAUUUUAAAACAGUAAUAAUAACCUGUUCACCCUCUUUGCCUAAUAAGCUUGGAAAAAUAUAUCACAUUAAUAAUCAAUAAAAAUUCUUGAAAGGCUUUUUGUGCCUUGUCUUAGUAUAGGAACUUUAUAAAUGUUUUCUUAACUGAUUGUCAGUCACAUAUACUAUGAAACGAAACAUUGUGCAACUGCUUUGUAAAUUAAUAUGAAAGAAAAUAUACCUAAUGAAAUAGGAGUGACUAUUACUGCCAUAUUUAUUUAGUGGAAAGAUGUCUUUGUGUUGAUUCACUCAUAUUUUUAUAAAUGUAUAUUUAUAUUUUUGUAUUUUUAUGAAAUAAACUAAUGUUUAUAAAAAUAAAUUUCAUUUUAUUUACUUCCUCGGAGCAGUUGAUCUCACGACAGAAGUGUUUUUAUCUCUCUGAGAGUAAAACACUCUCUACUCAGGGAAAAGCAGCCGAGCAGUCACUGCAUAGGUCGCCGAUGUAAAGUGGGAUAUAUCUAGGGAUGAGAUUUGGUAUGAAUUGUUGUUUUCUCUGUUUCAAUAUUUAAGUGUGGAGAAAUGUUUAUUGAACUACUUAUGCCUACUCAUGGAUAGACUAUGAGAUCAAUUUGAAAUAUAAAUUAUCAUAUAUGUGGUUGUGGACAAUAAACUAAGUUUUUGCAAGAUUUAUCAAACAAUGUAUUGUAUUUGAAUAAACGGAGUAUAACACA
Messenger RNA from Mus musculus (house mouse), 3859 nucleotides. RefSeq names its product cadherin 9 (gene Cdh9). Gene Ontology annotation, cellular component: membrane; glutamatergic synapse; plasma membrane. The record is from RefSeq and is a predicted model, not a curated record. Gene Ontology annotation, biological process: cell-cell adhesion; homophilic cell-cell adhesion; synaptic membrane adhesion. Gene Ontology annotation, molecular function: calcium ion binding. Bases 368 to 2971 code for a protein of 867 amino acids. The transcript is spliced from 13 exons. Lineage: Eukaryota; Metazoa; Chordata; Mammalia; Rodentia; Muridae.